UGGCUGAGCUCUGUUUCAGGACUCCUGGCUAGACAACAGCGACCCCAUCCCCUUUCUCCAGUACUUCUGCCUGGCACAGCUCCUGCUUUGUUGGCGAGACCUUCUGACAAGGGCUCCCGGUUCCUGGGACUGUGUGGCCCAGACUUCCAAAGAGCCAGAUCUAUCUCAAUUCAUAUGUCACUUCCCCUAGGAUAUCCUCUCAGACCCAGGGCAGUUUGUUGCCCCACAGCACACGGUUCUAGAGCCUGAGAGCAAGGGAGGGCGGACCUGGGUUAGGGAUCCUGCCUCCAUACCUGCAUGGUUCACCAGCCUGAUUACCACAGGACGGUGUGCAUGAAAUGCAUGCUGUUACUAGAGGAACUGUGGCCGUCAGACUCCUAGGGUGGCCUAUCUCCUUUGUUCCUGCCAUUCCAGACUUUGAAUGGUCUCUUUUUAUGACUGACUCUCUUCUUGGGAUCUCCAAACUCUCAAAUCUUGCCUCCAUAUACACACUCAUCCAGGGCCACCAAAGCUCCUCAUAGUUCCCCUGGAAACUGUACAAUUGGAGAUGAGAGGUUGGGGGGAGGGGAGGAAAGGGUAGACACACCCCUGUCUCUUUGGACUGCCCUGUCCAGCAUCUUUUCCUCCUAGCUCAGCCUGCUGGUCUCAGCACCUCCCCCUUGGAGUGCUGACCCACAUGAAUCUGGGCUCAUUAUGCCUGCAGGCUCGUUUUUCCUAACACCCUGAAUUUAGACUUAAGUGGGUUGUCCCCCGCACAGGGAAAGGAAGUUCUAGAAAGAAAAGUUUCCAAAAAAAGAGGUGUUUUGUUGUUGUUAGGAAACUGGGAAAGGGUGAGUCAGCUAGAGUAGGAUGUGGUGAAGAUGAGGGGGUGGGGAUAAAAAUAAAGGUGGUGUGUCUGAGGCUGGAAUUUUGGGAGAUGCUUAUGAGGACAGAAAUAGGAGUGGGAAGAACCGAAAGGGACAGACGGAUUGACGUACUCAGAGAAGCUGAGCAACCGGGAAAGGGGGACCUAGAGCCCAGCAGUGUCCGGCCCAAGAGUGGAACGAAGCAAACCGAGGUCUGGGAGCAUCUCCUUGGGGAUACCAGGGACAAGCCAGGCCCCUCGCUCUCAGGCUCUAGAACUCUGUGCUGUGGAGCAACAAAUUGCCCUGAGUUUGAGGAUACCCUGGGGGAAGUGACGUUUGAACUGAGGUAGAUCUGGCUGACUUUGGAAGGCUGGGCCACACAGUCCCAGGAACACUUGUCAGAGCGGGAGCCGCACCAGGCGGAAGUGCUGGAGAAAGGGGGUGGGGCCGCGAGAGCAGCGGAAGCCGGAAGCCGGAAGUCGAGGCCUGGGCUGCGCGUGGCGGUGAUGGCGGCCAGCGGGGCUGUAGAGCCCGCGCCCCCGGGGGCCGCCACCGCCCCGUCGUCCGCCCCAGCCUCGUCGCUCGCCCCGGGGCACUUGUUCCGGCCCAUCAGCGCAGAGGACGACGAGCAGCAGCCCACCGAGAUCGAGUCGCUAUGCAUGAACUGUUACAACAACGGCAUAACGCGCCUCCUGCUCACCAAGAUCCCCUUCUUCAGAGAAAUAAUCGUGAGCUCUUUUUCCUGUGAGCAUUGUGGCUGGAACAACACGGAGAUCCAGUCGGCAGGCAGGAUCCAGGACCAGGGAGUGCGUUACACUUUGACUGUCAGGGCCCUGGAGGACAUGAACAGAGAAGUAGUGAAGACUGACUCUGCCACCACAGGGAUCCCUGAGCUGGAUUUUGAAAUUCCUGCUUUCAGCCAGAAGGGAACUCUGACCACUGUUGAAGGAUUGAUCAACCGUGCUAUCUCUGGCCUGGAGCAGGACCAGCCCACACGAAGGGCAAACAAAGAUGCCACAGCUGAAAGAAUUGAUGAGUUCAUUGGCAAACUGAAGGCGCUAAAGCAAGUGACCUCCCCUUUCACUCUGAUCAUUGAUGAUCCUGCAGGAAACAGCUUUGUGGAAAACCCGCAUGCUCCCCAGAAAGAUGAUGCCCUGGUUAUCACACGCUACAACCGGACCCUACAGCAGGAUGAGAUGUUGGGGCUCCAAGCAGAAGCAUCAGUAGAGAAGCCAGAAGAAGAGGAUCUCAGAAAUGAAGUGCUGCAGUUCAACACAAACUGCCCUGAAUGCAAUGCCCCAGCUCAGACCAACAUGAAGCUAGUACAAAUCCCUCACUUUAAGGAGGUUAUCAUCAUGGCUACCAACUGCGAGAACUGUGGGCAUCGGACCAAUGAGGUGAAAUCUGGAGGAGCAGUAGAGCCAUUGGGCACCAGGAUCACCCUCCACAUCACAGAUCCCUCAGAUAUGACCAGAGACCUCCUUAAGUCUGAGACUUGCAGUGUGGAAAUUCCAGAGCUAGAAUUUGAACUGGGAAUGGCUGUCCUCGGGGGCAAGUUCACCACACUGGAGGGGCUGCUGAAAGACGUCCGGGAACUGGUGACCAAGAACCCUUUCACACUGGGUGACAGUUCCAAUCCUGGCCAGACGGAGAAAUUGCAGGAGUUUAACCAGAAGUUGGAGCAGAUCAUCGAGGGUAACGUGAAGGCCCACUUUAUUAUGGAUGAUCCAGCGGGAAACAGUUACUUGCAGAAUGUGUAUGCACCUGAAGAUGAUCCUGAGAUGAAGGUGGAGCAUUAUAAGCGCACCUUUGACCAAAAUGAAGAGCUAGGACUCAAUGACAUGAAGACGGAGGGCUAUGAGGCAGGCCUGGCUCCACAGCGGUAGCAGUGGGUGGGCUGUGGGCCGACCUCCAGUGCUGCUCAUACUGCAGGGUUAUUUAUUACUAUUGGAAUAAGGCUGGGAAUAUUCUCUCCACUAGCCCUUGCCCAUGGUGAGGAGGACACUUGGUGUGAGUCAGAGAUCUACACACUUUCUAAACAGCUUGUGAUGCAAGAGCAAGCCUAUUGUGCUACUUGACCUUAUUUUGGAGGUUUUGAAUCACCCUGGGAAGAAACCCGGAAAUGAACCAUGGGGCAUGCCGUUAUCACUUUUUUUCCUGUCAAGUCUUUACCCUCCCUCCACAUAAUGCUAUAUACUCUAAGAUUGGGAUUCUGAAGUUGGAGAAGGUGGAAUAAAGUUACAGCUGGA
Nycticebus coucang (slow loris) is the source of this 3094-nucleotide messenger RNA. RefSeq names its product ZPR1 zinc finger (gene ZPR1). The coding region runs from base 1352 to 2731 and encodes 459 amino acids. Gene Ontology annotation, cellular component: nucleus; axon; Cajal body. The record is from RefSeq and is a predicted model, not a curated record. The transcript has 14 exons. NCBI's taxonomy places the organism in Eukaryota, Metazoa, Chordata, Mammalia, Primates, Lorisidae. Gene Ontology annotation, molecular function: zinc ion binding; translation initiation factor binding. Gene Ontology annotation, biological process: Cajal body organization; axon development; positive regulation of gene expression.